AUGAAUUACAACCCAGUGCUUGAUAUUAGAACAAAUCUACUCUUUCAAAAGUUCCAAUGCUCUAUAUCGGGCGCCCAACGCGCUCCUCGUGUAUUCCUCCGAUUCACGGCUCCUGAUCCUCCGGUAGUGGGCUCUUCGUGGACUGAUCCUCCGGCUGUGGCCUCCUCGUGGACGGAUCCUCCGGCUGUGGCCUCCUCGUGGACUGAUCCUCCGGCUGUGGCCUCCUCGUGGACUGAUCCUCCGGCUGUGGCCUCCUCGUGGACUGAUCCUCCGGCUGUGGCCUCCUCGUGGACUGAUCUUCCGGCUGUGGCCUCCUCGUGGACUGAUCCUCCGGCUGUGGCCUCCUCGUGGACUGAUCCUCCGGCUGUGGCCUCCUCGUGGACUGAUCCUCCGGCUGUGGCCUCCUCGUGGACUGAUCUUCCGGCUGUGGCCUCCUCGUGGACUGAUCCUUCGGUUCUGGGGUUAUCGAGGACUCCUCCUCUUCAAGUUCUGGACUGUGGGGGCUGA
Caenorhabditis remanei is the source of this 507-nucleotide messenger RNA. RefSeq lists its product as uncharacterized. The record is from RefSeq and is a predicted model, not a curated record. NCBI's taxonomy places the organism in Eukaryota, Metazoa, Nematoda, Chromadorea, Rhabditida, Rhabditidae. The transcript is spliced from 2 exons. Bases 1 to 507 code for a protein of 168 amino acids.